AGACGUUGCACAGGUGUAAGCCAUCAGUUUCUGUUACUUCUCGUAUUCUCUGUUCAGUUUUGUUUCUUUAACUUUAAUCACUUCGCGAUCAUCUGAGAUCUACUCUCUUUGUGAUCUUUCUUGAAACUUAGAAAAAUCAUCUGUCUUCUAUUCUUCUUGAUUCUCCAUGAACUGCUUCUGAAUUACGAGCGAAAAAUAAAAAGAUAACGAAAUGAGGCAUCGAAUUGGAUUCCAUUUUGCGAAAUUUAAACUCAAAACUGGACUGGAGUUAGGUUUAGGGCUUUUGAGAAGAUCGUUUGCUAGUGACCAAGGAAAGAGGUCAGCCGUGCUGUGGGGCAAUGGCGAUUAUGGGAGAUUGGGUCUUGGAAGCUUAGAUUCUCGGUGGAGACCUGCGAUUUGCUCUGCGUUUCAUAAUCAAAGCCUUAGAGCCAUUGCUUGUGGUGGUGCACAUACUCUCUUCUUAACAGAUGAUGGACGUGUUUAUGCCACUGGUCUUAAUGAUUUCGGACAGCUCGGCAUAUCUGAAAGUAAACAGUACUCAGUGGAACCAAUUCAGGUUUUUGGAUUGAAGAAGGAAAUUGUGAAAAUCUCUGCUGGUUAUAGUCACUCAUGUGCAAUUACAGUGGAUGGAGAACUGUACAUGUGGGGAAGGAACACGAGCGGACAGCUUGGACUUGGAAAAAGAGCUGAAUCUGUAGUUCCUCUGCCAACUAAAGUGGAAUUCUUGGACGGAAUCAAGAUUAAAAUGGCAGCUUUGGGUUCGGAGCAUUCGUUGGCUAUUAGUGAUGGAGGAGAGGCCCUAAGUUGGGGGAUGGGAGGAUCUGGUAAACUUGGUCAUGGCCACGAGUCCAGCAUUUUGGGAUUCUUAAGAAGUAACAGUGAGUAUACACCAAGGCUUAUAAAGGAUCUUGCAGGAGUCAAGGUUACAUAUGUAGCUGCUGGAUUGCAAACUUCGGCUUGUACAGAUGAGAAUGGUUCUGUUUUCAUAUUUGGUGAAAAAGGGAUUGACAAGUUGCGCUUUGGAGGGAAUAAUGCAACGAAGCCAUCAUUGGUUAGUGAACUUCCAUGCUCAGAAGAAGUUGCAUGUGGUGGCUAUCACACCUGUGUGCUUACAGAUUCUGGAGAGCUUUACACUUGGGGUUCAAAUGAAAAUGGUUGCCUUGGCAUUGGUUCCUCAGAUGUUAUUCAUCAACCUGAAAGGGUUCUAGGUCCGUUCCUGAAGUCCCCUGUUAGCCAGGUUUUAUCCUGUGGUUGGAAACAUACGGCAGCAAUUUCUGAAGGAAAAAUCUUUACGUGGGGCUGGGGAGGUUCUCAUGGGACUUUCUCCGAGGAUGGACAUUCUUCGGGUGGACAACUGGGUCACGGAAGUGACGUGGACUACAUAAAUCCAACAAAGGUUUCUAUUGAGGAGAAUAUGAAAGCAGUGCAAGUUUCAUGUGGAUUCAAUCAUACAGGUGCUAUAAUUGAAUACACCUAGGUUUGGCUGCCCCAAUUAUAUAUGCUUCCUUGCCAAUAGUCAACAAAAUUAAACAAACAUGAACACAGCAGUGAUGCCAUGCAUUUGUUCAUUUUAUUUAUGUUACCAUGUAUCUUUCAUAAAUCUCACCAGAUGAACACAGGAUCCUUCUUACACACACGACAGGCUCUAGGAAGUGGCGGCUUAACUUAAGUGGGGCAUACCCAUAUAUUGUAUUUAUUUUUGUUUCACAGGAAGACAAGAACAUGCAAUGUAUAUGUAAAUAAAGGUUCGAUGAUGUUCGAGUUGUGUAGAUCAGUGCUGGAAAUAAUAAUAAUUAAUAAAAAAAAGACGGAUAGCUCAUAUUA
This is a messenger RNA of Neltuma alba, 1824 nucleotides long. Its product is annotated as ultraviolet-B receptor UVR8. The record is from RefSeq and is a predicted model, not a curated record. NCBI's taxonomy places the organism in Eukaryota, Viridiplantae, Streptophyta, Magnoliopsida, Fabales, Fabaceae.